GGUCUGAAAGGUCCAAUGGGUCUUCCUCUUUCUGAGCUCUCAGUUCUUUCUUUUUCACUCUCAGAAGCUUGGAUUGGAAGGUGGGACCGUAAAAUGGGAAGGUCUCUAAGAAGGAGAGGCGCCACCGGUGGUGACGAUCUACUUCACGCCGCCGCCAGGAACGGCGACCUGAGUUCUGUCAUUUCAAUUUUGGCAUCUAAUGCUUCGUCUGUCAAUUCCAGAGAUAAGCACUCCCGGACUCCACUGCAUUUAGCAGCAUGGUCUGGACAAGCAGAGGUUAUAAAUUAUCUAUGCAAGAACAAGGCCGAUGUUGGUGCUGCUGCCAUGGAUGAUAUGGCCGCAAUACAUUUUGCAUCUCAGAAGGGACAUUUAGAAGUUGUUCGUACUUUGAUCUCACAUGGUGGAUCGACAAAAGCUUCUACUCGAAAGGGUAUGACCCCACUGCACUAUGCUGUGCAAAGUUCCCAUUUGGAGCUUGUUAAGUACUUGGCAAGGAAAGGUGCAAGUUUGAGUACUAAAACGAAGGCAGGACAAACCCCUCUUGAUUUGGCUAGCAACGAGGAAAUCCGCUUAUUCUUGGAAGAGCAUGAAAAAUCAUCUAAGAAAGAAGAGCUAAAAGAAAAAGGGAAAGCCGGGACAACUCAACCACAGCCAACUGCGUCGGUAGAAGAUGGGGCACCCACUGCAAAGUCGAACGAAACUGAAAAUGAAGACGAUUCAGGGGUUGAGCAGUCAAAGAGGCCAAGCGAUGAAGAAAACCAGGGGAUCGAGCAGUCAAAGAGGAAGAGUGAUGAGGCUGUUGGGGAGGAAGCCUUGUCAAAACCGAAGAAGGCGAAAGUUGCCCUUGGCCAUCUUCUAACAUCGGAUGACACACAAGAGGACGAUGAAAACUCAUAAAAGUGGCGUCGAGUGGGUCGUGUAACCAGCAUCGUUUAUAUUUCCUUCUCCAGAUGUGUAUUAUCAAUUCCAUAAUUUUAGGCAUAGACCAUAGACCUUUGAAGGUAACAUACUUUUGUUUUAGCAUUUGUAUCUUCCUAAUUUAACCUUCACUUCAAAGGGUUGAUAGAUAGUUAUCUCUAACCCUUCUGUCUUAAUGUUUCUGUAGUUGAAUGUGGAAAAAAAUUAUACUUCGGUAUAUAAGGAUUAAGUU
Cucurbita maxima (winter squash) is the source of this 1150-nucleotide messenger RNA. RefSeq names its product tankyrase-2. The transcript has 2 exons. Gene Ontology annotation, molecular function: protein binding; transcription cis-regulatory region binding. Gene Ontology annotation, cellular component: nucleus. NCBI's taxonomy places the organism in Eukaryota, Viridiplantae, Streptophyta, Magnoliopsida, Cucurbitales, Cucurbitaceae. The coding region runs from base 16 to 897 and encodes 293 amino acids. The record is from RefSeq and is a predicted model, not a curated record. Gene Ontology annotation, biological process: positive regulation of transcription by RNA polymerase II.